Molecule: messenger RNA, 1236 nt
Organism: Anthostomella pinea
Lineage: Eukaryota; Fungi; Ascomycota; Sordariomycetes; Xylariales; Xylariaceae
Source: the annotation of a GenBank genome assembly
AUGGCCGUACUACACGAGCCUUACAUUUCAGACGAGGAAUUCGACGUGGUUGAAGCCGCCCAGCCUGUGAGCGACCUCUCGUCUCCGGCCGAGGAGCCCGGUUCGCAGCAGGACCUGGCCGGCCGCCGACAUGUCGAUUCCCUAGACCGCCGACAGUCGGGCGUACCGGCGCCUUCGAGGCCCUACUACGAUCAGACCGUCGACGCGGCCGCGCAGAGACUCGCGCAUAGUUCCCUCGAGGAUUCAUACGUGUCGACCGCUUCGUGGAAUGCCGGCGACGGCGUAGGCGAGGGCUCCGCGGGGGAUGGGAUACCCGGGUUGAGCUACACGAAAUCGGUGGUGCAGAAGUUCUGGACCGGUAGGGACCUGUUGAUCGCUGUCAUGGGCAUGACGGGGUCUGGGAAGACGACCUUCAUCUCGAAAGUGACGGGACGGACUGACCUGGAGAUCGGUCAUAGCCUCACCUCAUGUACCCGAGACAUCCAGGUCGUCGAGACCAAGAUCGAGGGACGCACGGUGCGCUUUGUCGAUACGCCAGGCUUUUCCGACACCAAUCUGUCCGACAGCGAGGUUCUCCAGUUGAUCGCAGACUACCUGGCCGCAGCCUAUAGACAAGACAUGAAGCUGUCGGGUAUCAUAUACAUGCACCCCAUCUCGGAUACCCGGGUGACACACCACGCGACCAAGAACCUCCAGAUGUUCCAGAAGCUCACGGGCGAGAAGAACCUGAAGAACGUGGUUUUGGCGACGAGCAUGUGGGACAAGGUUACACAGGAGCAAGGUCUGGCACGCGAGCGCGAGCUGAAGGACAAGUUCUGGAAGGUCAUGCUGGCAUACCAGGCCAAGGCCGUCAGAUACGGUGGCACGCUCGAGUCGGCGCUACAUAUUGCGCAUAUCCUCAUGAACAACAAGCCCUUCUACCUCCAGCUGCAGGAGGAGAUGGGCAAGGACAACAAGGCUCUCAGGGACACGACGGCGGGGCGAGAGGUCAUGAUUGAACUGCUUAGGAUGAAGGAGGAGCACCAGAGGGAGCUGGCUGACAUGGAGACGAUGAUGAAGAGCUCGGCCGAGGAGAACAGGUCCGUGGUCGAGGCGCUGAAGGAGCACUACCAGGGGCGGCUGGGGGACCUGGAGAAGACGCUGCGCGACGAGAGACGGAUGAACGAGGCGGCGGUGCAGUCGCUGACUGAGCGUAUCAUGGCUCUCGAGAACAGAGGCGUGUGCGCUGUCAUGUAG